This is a messenger RNA of Patella vulgata (common limpet), 3257 nucleotides long. Its product is annotated as endoplasmic reticulum chaperone BiP-like. Gene Ontology annotation, cellular component: membrane; cytoplasm; endoplasmic reticulum chaperone complex. The record is from RefSeq and is a predicted model, not a curated record. NCBI's taxonomy places the organism in Eukaryota, Metazoa, Mollusca, Gastropoda, Patellidae. Gene Ontology annotation, molecular function: ATP hydrolysis activity; heat shock protein binding; ATP binding. The transcript is spliced from 7 exons. The coding region runs from base 248 to 2215 and encodes 655 amino acids. Gene Ontology annotation, biological process: cellular response to unfolded protein; protein refolding; endoplasmic reticulum unfolded protein response.
CAAAUUAUAGAAGAGAGAGAAAAGAUAUUAGAAAACCGAAGGCAAAUCAACCAAACAUUUUUAUUGAGAGCGAAUAUUCUACAAAGUGAACGAUCAUUCCAUUUUGACAGGCAAGGAAAUUAGAAGAUAAUACUUAUAUUCUGGAUACACUCUAGUGCAGUGAACAAGAACUGAGAAAAAUUUGGAUAAAAUUAACUUAUUUGAAGAAAAUAGGAGUACUUGUUCAUCCCUUAAUUAGAAAAAAAUAAUGGAUAGAGCCAAAAAGAUGAUGAUGUUAAUGAUAGCUAUCAGCUGUGUACUUGCAGUAACUUUAGCUGACAAGGCCAACAAACAGGAUGAAGGUCCUGUAAUUGGAAUAGAUCUUGGUACAACAUAUUCAUGUGUUGGAAUUUUCACUAAAGGGCAAGUAGAAAUUAUACCAAAUGACCAGGGUAAUCGAAUUACUCCAUCUUACGUAGCUUUCACAGAUGAAGGAGAACGUCUUAUUGGUGAUGCUGCCAAAAAUCAGCUGACCUCUAACCCUGAAAAUACUGUCUUUGACGUUAAACGUUUGAUUGGUCGAACCUGGGAUGACCCAUCUGUUCAGAAAGACAAAGAAUAUUAUCCAUUUAAAAUUGUCAACAAAAAUGGUAAACCACAUAUCCAAGUAACUGUCAAGGGUCAGAAGAGAAUCUUUGCCCCUGAAGAAAUUUCUGCUAUGGUUUUAGGAAAGAUGAAGGCAAUCGCGGAGGAUUAUUUGGGUAAAAAUGUAACCAGGGCUGUUGUCACAGUUCCCGCCUAUUUUAACGAUGCCCAACGUCAGGCUACCAAGGAUGCCGGAAGAAUAGCUGGACUAGAUGUAUUAAGAAUUAUUAACGAACCGACGGCAGCAUCUAUAGCUUAUGGUUUAGAUAAGAAAGGUGGAGAAAAGAACAUCGUUGUGUAUGAUCUCGGUGGAGGAACAUUUGAUAUUUCAGCUCUUACAAUCGAUCAAGGUGUUUUUGAAGUUCUUUCAACUAAUGGAGAUACACAUUUAGGUGGUGAAGAUUUUGACCAAAGAGUAAUGGAGUAUUUCUUAAAAGUUAUCAAAAAGAAAAGUGGUAAAGAUAUUAGAAAGGACAACCGAGCUGUACAGAAAUUACGUCGUGAAGUAGAAAAAGCCAAAAGAACCUUGUCUUCCCAACAUCAAGCUAGAAUUGAAAUUGAAUCUUUAUUCGAUAGUGAAGAUUUCUCAGAAACUUUAACCAGAGCUAAAUUUGAAGAAUUGAACAUGGAGUUGUUUCGAUCGACUUUGAAACCAGUAACGAAUGCUUUGAAGGAUGCUGGGUUAGAAACUUCAGACGUAGAUGAAAUCAUUCUGGUUGGUGGCUCAACACGUAUACCUAAAAUUCAAGAACUUGUGAAAACGUAUUUCAGCGGCAAGGAGCCGAAUCGUGGUGUCAAUCCUGAUGAAGCUGUUGCCUAUGGUGCUGCUGUACAAGCUGGUGUCCUUGGUGAUGAAAAGAUGGAUGAAAGCUAUGUUGUUCUGGAUGUUAAUCCAAUGACCCUUGGCAUAGAAACCAUGGGUGGCGUCAUGACCAAACUUAUUCCCAGAAACACCGUCAUUCCAACCAAAAAAUCUCAGAUCUUCUCUACAGCUGCCGAUAAUCAGCCUGUUGUUACAAUUCAAGUUCUUGAAGGGGAGAGAACUAUGGCCAAAGACAAUCAUUUAUUAGGUAAAUUUGAUUUAACAGGAAUUCCCCCAGCUCCACGCGGUGUCCCCCAAAUUGAAGUCACUUUUGAAAUUGAUGUCAAUGGUAUUUUAAAAGUGUCUGCCGAAGACAAAGGAACAGGUCAGAAGAACAACAUAGUGAUAGAGAAUAAUGACAACCGAUUAACACCAGCACAGAUCGAAAAAAUGUUGAAAGAUGCAGAAAAAUUUGCAGAAGAUGAUGAAGCACUUCGUAAAAAAGUUGAUGCCAGAAAUGAACUUGAAGGUUAUGUUUAUUCGUUAUCCAAUCAGAUUGAAGAUAAAGAAAAGCUCGGAUCUAAACUAAGUGAGGAAGAUAAAGAAACGAUAAAAGAAGAGAUUCAGGGAAAAAUGAAAUGGUUAGAAAAUUAUAAAGAUGCUGACGCCGAGGAACUGAAAUCACAGAAAUCAGAAUUAGAUCAGAUCGUUCAACCAAUUAUUUCAAAACUUUAUCAAAAUUCUGACUCGGAUUCAACAACGACAGAUAACGAUAGAACUGACUUAUAGAUAGAUGUGAUUUGAAAAUUCUGAAAUGUCUCUAGAUGAUGACUCGGGUGACUCUCAAAUAAUUAUCUGUGGACAACAUCAUAAUAUCGUCAGGGGUCGGAAAUACUAGGACUAAUUUACACGUUUUUAAAGCUGUUUGUCUUGAAGUUAGGCUACAGCAGAUUGCUAAUGGUUGUAGACUGUUUCCACUCGUCAACCAAAUUCAAAAACACGAUACUUAAGAAAUGUUUUAAUUGGUUUAUAUCAUACUUUUGAUACUUGACAGUGAUAUGAUUGAACAUUGUACAUAAAAAUCAUCCACAAAUUAUUAUUAUCGAGAGUCAUCACUGCCUUAGACAUCUGUGAUAAAAGUGCAAUUAUUUUCCCUGUUUUAUUUAUUGUGAAAUUGUUUUGAAGAAAGUGAAGAUAAGUGUGCUAGUUUAAUGUAGAGGAUGAUUCGACUUGUAUAUAUUAUAUUUUUUAUUCCUAAGAGAAACGUGAUUUCUGUGGGUGAAAAUGGUGGAUAAAUGAAUAAUAAUGUACACUUUGUAUUUUAUGUUAAAGGUUCUGAUCCGAUUUGAUUUAGAUCCAAAUAGAUUUAUAAUAUAGGUUUAUUUGGUGGGUUCUCUCAAUUAAUGAUGGCGCUAGUCCUAUGCGAUUAAAAAAAAAAAUUCGAAAAAUUAAGCGGAUGUUGUUGUGUCGUUUACUAAUUUUAGUUUAAUUUUUGGCUUACUGUGUAGUCAGUGGAAGAUCAAAUCGGUCAACUGGAUUUAUUGAAUAGAUGUAAAAUUUGCAACAAAGAUAAAUUGUCAACCCACAUCUAAUAAAAUCAACAAUUUUUAUUUUUGGACCAAAUCAUUUUGAGUAUGGAUAUAUAUAGGCCCUACAUGUAUAUAUUUUAAAUAGAUUUGAUUUGUAUAUUCUAUUGUCUGUACAUGUAAAUAAUAAUUAUAUAUAUCUUAUAACCGUAUUACAUGUAUAUAAUUUCUAUUAUUAUUUUUGUUGAGAUAUCGAAUAAUAAAACUAUUGAUUUUUAUUAAAAAAAAGAUAAUGGUACAGAAUU